AUGAGCAAGCGACCGGCUUCUGAAUACCCUGCACUCCCUUCCCAGCUCACAAGGCAAUCUUCCAGUGACAGUAGUGAAGAGGAAGCAGCACCAGAAUCAUCUGUUGGGCAACCAUGGGCGAAAUCCACCACUUUGCAGCCUCCAGCAGAAAAAAACGACGUUCCUCGCAGAAUGGACUUCCAACCACCUGAACCACCGCCAGCGUCACCAGCCACAUUCAAGACAGCCAAGGAGACACUCAGUGCAUGCAAGCAGGAUCAGAAGAAGGCUCUCAUGCUCUGCAUGUGUCUUGGAAUCAUGAGUGAGGACGGAACUCGGUGGUUGGGUGACUUGACUGUAGAGCCUUAUUGCAAACUGUCCACUUCGAAACUUGGGAAACUGUCUCGAACCAAACCCAUGAUGUCUGCAGAAGUCACUAGGCGAGCCAUUGAGCGUAACGUGACAAAGGCAUUCCCCCGCCCCAAGAAUUGGAGGAACGAAACCCUCGAAAAACAUCUGAAAGUGAAUCCCAUCGUCACCCAAGAGGACAUCACCUUCCUUCGCUCACAGGAGAACGCAUUAUUCCAUGCCUGUGAAAACAUGAUAGUGGAAUCUGCCCAACAGGAAGCUGCAGAGGCAAAGCAGAGCGCUUAUCGCUGGAAUGACUCUGAUCCACGGCCAUUUUAUCGAAUGUACUUGGCUGCCGAAGAUGAUCAAGUGAAAGCAGCAAUGGUAGAGGAUGGCAAGUGUUUGUCUAAGGCAAAACUGGAUGGUCGCAACAGUGAGGAUGUGCCAAUUACUUUCUUUGCUGCGUUAACUGACAAAUGGAACAGCGACUGGGUAGCCAGGACACCGGUCCUACCAAACCUCCACGGAGACUUCGAAGAAGAGAUUGUGAUUGGACCAGACGAUGUGAAACAAGCUGCCACCACCGAGUACAUCACCAAGAAAUGGAAGAAUGACAAGAUGCUGCUUGCCAGAUUGGUUAGUCGCUAUGAAGGAUCUGGUCAUGGCUUUGGCAUGAUUGAUGGACGUCCCGUCUUCGGGCAUAUGACAGAGGAGGCACUUCAAGCAGACGAUCGAAAGGACUAUCUAUGGGAGCAGUUCUCUGAGAAGCCUCGGCAUCUCUUACUGUGGCAUCUUUCUGAUCAAUUCGGUAUCCUAAAUCAUGUCAUUACAAGAAUGUCUCAAGCUACCUCCGCCACUGGUGAAGAUGUUGCGACCAGUACAAGCAAGACCAAGAAGCAAAGAACCAAGCAGAAGCAGAAGCAGAAGAAGAAGGCAAAGAGAAAGAAGACGUCCGACGAAAGCAGCAGCGAUAGUGACCAAGAUGCUGCCUCUAAGUUUCGAUCUUCCCUUGCAGAGUCCCAACAAGAGCAGGCGUACCAGUCAGCAAUGGAGAACCUACAGACUGCUACUACUCGCUUGACAAAUGACAGAUUGGAUCUCAUGCGUCACAAGCGACACAACCCCGAUGACGAUGAGAGUGAAUUGCUUCUAGCAGAACAAGUCCGGCUUCAAACAGACAUUGUUACAAGAUUGCAUGCAAGAGUCGAGGCAUUGGACAAGAAAAAGAACAAGAAGUCGUCCUAG
Molecule: messenger RNA, 1572 nt
Organism: Seminavis robusta
Lineage: Eukaryota; Bacillariophyta; Bacillariophyceae; Naviculales; Naviculaceae
Source: the annotation of a GenBank genome assembly